This is a messenger RNA of Crotalus tigris (Tiger rattlesnake), 5556 nucleotides long. RefSeq names its product FGR proto-oncogene, Src family tyrosine kinase (gene FGR). Gene Ontology annotation, cellular component: extrinsic component of cytoplasmic side of plasma membrane. Gene Ontology annotation, molecular function: ATP binding; signaling receptor binding; non-membrane spanning protein tyrosine kinase activity. Gene Ontology annotation, biological process: innate immune response; cell surface receptor protein tyrosine kinase signaling pathway; integrin-mediated signaling pathway. The record is from RefSeq and is a predicted model, not a curated record. The transcript is spliced from 13 exons. Lineage: Eukaryota; Metazoa; Chordata; Lepidosauria; Squamata; Viperidae. Bases 663 to 2288 code for a protein of 541 amino acids.
GGCUUGGACGGGCACAGCCGAGUGGCCCUUCGCCGGGACUGCGCUUCUGUCCCUCUUCCGGAUUCUCUCUAAAUGUGAUCUCGCUAAAUCCCUUUCGCGCAGUCCGCAGCCAGCGCAGAACUGGACUCUCCGGAGCUCGUGGGCGGGCGGCUUGGGGAGGGGGGUUGUGUCAGGCGCUGCUUCAUUCGCAAAUGCCUCCCCGUCUCCAUCUGCAAUCCAGGGGCAAGGAACGUUACUUCUGUUCGACUCCCCCUCCUACUCCGGAGUAGGCUUUCGCGCUGAUCCCCGCGGGCUCUCUGGGCGAGAGGGGGGCGCGCGGGGUCCCCUCUUCCCCAGGAAGGCUGCGGUUGAAUUCGCCGCGCAACCGCCUGGACACCUGUGGCCGCUUUCCUUCCCCUUUUGGGGGUGGGGUUGCCCGCUCUGCCCACCCUCGGCUUCCUCCUGCCUUUGGCUUCCCCCUCGCCUGCUGCGCCCGCUCCUUUCCGCCAGCGGAUCGCAAGACUAUCAACCGAAUCCAUUCGGCCCGGGGGCGCCUCCCGUUCGCCCCCAUUGAUAGGCUCCUGGCUUAAGCCCCGCCCCCCUUCGCGCACGCUGUGUUGUAGACUCCUGUUCUCCAGCAAGAAACAUGGAACAAGUGAACUGACGUGAACUCCCAUUCUGCAAUGGGUUGUGUGCAAUGCAAGAAAAAGAAGGCCAACCAAGCUCAGAGGAACAGCAACGAUGGAACCAUUAACCCACCGCCCAACUCCUGCUACGAUCCUGACUCCUCAAAGCAGACCCCUCCCAACUUCGCCCGCAUCCCAGACUUCAACAACUUCCCAGGGACACCGGGGCCUGUGACUCCAGCUAGUCCUGGGGGUUCCGGGCUCUACCCAACACCCUCCAUUCACAUGCCAGCCAUGGGGAUCACAGGUGGAGGAGUGACCCUUUUUAUUGCCUUGUAUGAUUAUGAAGCCAGAACAGAAGAUGACCUGACAUUCAUCAAGGGAGAGAAAUUCCACAUCAUCAACAACACAGAGGGUGACUGGUGGGAGGCACGCUCCCUGACUACGGGAGCCACCGGCUACAUCCCCAGCAAUUAUGUGGCUCCUGUGGACUCCAUCCAAGCAGAAGAGUGGUACUUUGGGAAGAUUGGCCGGAAGGAUGCUGAGAGGCAGCUGUUGUGCCAUGGCAACCCCCGGGGGACCUUUCUCAUCCGCGAGAGUGAAACCACCAAAGGUGCCUACUCAUUGUCUAUCCGGGAUUGGGAUGAGAUGAAGGGAGACCAUGUCAAGCAUUACAAGAUCCGGAAGCUGGACAGUGGUGGCUAUUACAUCACCACCCGGACCCAGUUUGACACCGUGCAACAGUUGGUGCAGCAUUACAGAGAGAGAGCUGCAGGAUUGUGCUGCCGCCUGGCCGUGCCAUGCCCUAAGGGGAUGCCCAAACUGGCAGACCUGUCCGUCAAAACCAAAGACGUUUGGGAGAUUCCUCGCGAAUCGCUGCAGCUCAUCAAGAAACUGGGCAAUGGGCAAUUCGGGGAAGUGUGGAUGGGCACUUGGAAUGGUACCACCAAAGUUGCGGUGAAGACGCUGAAACCUGGAACCAUGUCUCCAGAAGCUUUCCUGGAAGAAGCCCAGAUCAUGAAGCGCUUACGGCACGACAAACUGGUGCAGCUGUAUGCUGUGGUGUCGGAAGAGCCCAUUUACAUUGUUACUGAGUUCAUGAGCCAAGGUAGUUUGCUAGAUUUUUUGAAAGAUGGGGAUGGCCGUUUCUUGAAGUUGCCUCAACUGGUGGACAUGGCCGCACAGAUUGCAGCUGGAAUGGCUUACAUUGAGCGAAUGAAUUACAUCCACCGGGAUCUGCGUGCUGCCAACAUCCUUGUGGGCGACAACCUUGUGUGCAAAAUUGCUGACUUCGGCUUGGCCCGCCUCAUUGAAGACAAUGAAUACACAGCUCGCCAAGGUGCCAAAUUUCCCAUCAAAUGGACAGCUCCGGAAGCCGCUCUCUAUGGCAAGUUCACCAUCAAGUCAGAUGUGUGGUCCUUCGGCAUCCUCCUGACAGAGCUUGUGACCAAGGGCCGAGUACCUUACCCAGGCAUGAACAACCGGGAGGUGCUGGAGCAAGUGGAGCGGGGAUACCGCAUGCCCUGUCCUGGGAAUUGCCCCCCGUUGUUGCACGAUCUGAUGGUGCAGUGCUGGAGGAAGGAGCCUGAGGAGCGCCCCACUUUUGAAUACCUCCAAUCAUUUCUAGAAGACUACUUCACUGCUACAGAGCCUCAGUAUCAGCCAGGAGACAAUCAACUGUAACUGAUAGAUGGUGACAACCACGGAGAGCUCACCCCAUGGGGACCUCUCUCAAGCGUGGUGUGAAACUGGUGUGAAACACACUGCGGAAAUCUCUUCCCUAACCAGGGCCAGGAGCCAAGGGUCCCACCUUGUAGAACUGGGCUUAAGACUCCUUUCUUUUUCAUUUUAAUUUUAUUCCCUUUGGGGGGGUGGCAUUGCUUUUUUAUCAUUGUGGUUCUGUGUUUUAAAUUUUGACUCAUCCCAAAUAGAUGCCAGGCCAGUUUUUGGAGCUUAAAAAAAAAUGGAGAUGAGGAGGAGUGAGGGUGUAGAUGGCAGGAGGAGAGGUUUUGUUUGUUUAAUAGUGCAUCCUCUCUUAAUUAAGUUACUUCUGUAUUAACUGGAGCACCUUUGGCCCUGGGGUGCUCUGAAGGGGCUUUGUACUUCAGCCCCAUUGGUGCCAGCCCGCAACAAGGGACUGGGGGAAUUGUAGCCCCAAAUGCUUGAAUGCACCUUUCCCCUAACCCUGCUGCAGCCUACAAGGAUAAGGAUAGGAAGGCUACAGGGCCAUAGGAUAAAGAUAUUUGCACGGUGAAGCUACCUAGCCAUCCUGCAACCAGUCUUCUGCAAUAUAAUGUGACUGCAUCUCUCAGAAUUCACCGGCUUGCAAGGGCUAUACUGGCUGGGAAUUCUGAGAGUUGUAGUCUCAUGGCAUCAGAUAUGGGACAUUGCUCUGGAAUCCCAAUUGUCUUGAUGCCGUUGGCCAAAUAAUCUUAGCGUGAUAAGCAUGUUUAAGUCCUGUAAGAUUUGGAGUCUUGAUACUCUGUUCCUUCCCUACAACAUUCUGGGACAUUCCCAUCAUACGGACAGCGGACACAAUAUUUCUUCUCCUUCCUCAUUAGUUUUCAUGCUCUGAAUUCAUGACUUGGUACUAUCUGGAUAUCAUGUUUGAAACCAAUGAGUGACAACUGUAAUAUGAGAAUGAAUGUAGGCAGAAUCCAUUAUAGGUCGAUCAGUCAAUCUCAGCCUUUUUCUUGAGAGGGUCAGCUUGACUCUGGAAUGAUACAUUGGGGUCUGCACUUCAAGAAGGAGAUGGGUCAGGACACAGCUCUAAUUCACCGGUGCAUAAGGGAAGCAGACAGCAUUGUCUGGGACAAGCAAGGGGAAGGUGUGUGCCAAAAUGCCUUUGGAGCUUGUUUACAGAAGGAGCGAGUGUCUGAACUGAUUACUGUGGAACUGUGAAGUGUCUGUUCCAUAGCCACAUGGUGCCUUCUGACAAUAAGAUGACGCACCUUGCCAGAGAGGGGCUUGUGCACCAUCCCUUGAAAAUUAAUGAUUUUUGCUUGUCAACUGGAAGCUGUUCCAGAUGUUGCUUACCAGAUGUGCUGGGACUGCAGUCUGCAAAAUUCCUAGCCAGCAAUUUCAGUCUUAGCACAUUUGGAGGAAACAAAUUAAAAGAGGCUGCCUUACCUGAUAUCCAUAUCCCAAUUAUCACCCACUAAUUUUUCUCCCUCUGCACAAGAAUCCUCUAAUCUUGAAUCCUAUCAGGCAUGUUGAGAAAUCCACCACCAUAAUUUUUGGAGGAAAGCUAUGACUUCAACACAAAUAAAAGAAUAGCAGAGUUGUGGCCUUUCAGGUAUGGCUGGAUUAAAAUUCCGUCAUCCUUGAUCAUUGUCUUUGUUAGUUGGGAUCACAGAAAGUUGGAGUCCAGGAACAUCUGAAGAGCCACUAGUUCUCCAAAUUGUCCUAAGAAGUGCUUCAGUAGAAACACAGAAGAUAAGUGUUGUAGAUGUCUAAAACCAGCUAUCGUGUAGUCUACCAUAGAUCCAGAGGGUGAAAAAUGAGUUUUCUUUCAUUUCCCUCUCUCCCUGUAAUUUGAAAUAUGGCCAAGACAUUGGAAAUUGCUGAAACACCUGAACUAGUAUAUUGCACUGGGCUGAUAGUAAAGCUGUGCAGAUUUACUGAGAAAUAAGCUUUAUUGCUUAUUUCAACGGAUCAUCACUGUAUGGCUUAUUAUUGACGAGCAAGGUCAGAGAAAAAGCAGAGUGAACACUAGCAGCAGUGGCUAUUCCUUUGCACCUUAACAAAAGAACGAGAAGCAAAAAAAUUGCUGAGCAAAUGACAAGCAGUUUGGGAUGAGAGAUCCACCAUGGGACUUUUGAGACCAGGGUUGUCCAACCUUACCAUACAUUGGCAACUUUAAGACUUGUGGACUUCAGCUCCCAGAAUUCCCUAAACAGCAAUGCUGGCUGGGGACUUCUGGCAGUUGAAGUUCACAAGUCUUAAAUUUGCCAAGGUUGGACACUCCUCCUUUAGGCCAAGAGAAGGUUGGCAGCUGCCCAUGAUGCUGAAGAGCAACGCCAUAAAUCAGGGGUGUCAAAUUCAUAACAUCACAUGCCGUGUUGUGACAUAUUGCAACUUUUUUUGCCAUUGCUGGCAAUGGGGUAGGCGCGGUUUCGCAAUGAUGCAUCUGGCCCACAGGCCAGCAGUUUGACACCCCUGCCAUAGAUUAUAAGCCACUUAAUUGGGUUUCUUCAACCUUUUCUCGAUAAUCUUGAGAUCUACGAAUAAAUCAAUGUAGGGUUCUAGGAGCUGAAUGAUGUAGUUUGGCAGAGGAAAGGCUGAGUUCACGGACAAUGAUGCUUUGGAGGUCCAUCUCUGUUCCUUGCCACAGGCUUCCAUUCAAUGGGGUCCUUCCAGUGAAGCAAACAAAGCCCAUCCACUAAUCGUAUUCUCUUUGCUUAAGGACCAUAUUUUUCUCUGUAGAGGCCUUUGCAGUUGAUGAGUCAUCUUUACUAUCUAAGGUCCUGCACUUCUGGUGUGCUGUCAUGUUAAGCUUCCUAUCCUGGAAAUGUAGUAAUUUACAUUUUUCCCAUGUUUUUUGAAAGCCCUUUCAACAAGGUUGAUUCAUUGAUAGGACAGCUAGACAAAUCCCAUGCCGGCAGACCCUGGGGGAUGUGGGUGGAUGAGAAAGGGAGGGCAGAGUUUUUGGGUAGGGGGGAACCACUGGCUGUUUUAUAGUUAGACAAUAUUCAGAAACAACAGUGCAGUCAACUCAGCCCAGCUUUGAGAAUGGGUUGUUCAAGUAUUGCUUGGAAGAGAAAUCUAUGGAUACUGAGCACACACAAACCUGCAAAGCAAAUGGUUAAAUAAAGCAAGUUUAUAUGCCCUGUCCAGAGAUUUUUUAAAAUUGUUACUCAAAUGCCUAGGAUCUGCCCCUUUCUAUGCUAUAUAAUGUUGUUUUUUUAAAAAAAAUACUGUACAUAAAGAGAAAUAAACCUUUGUAACAAGA